This is a messenger RNA of Paramisgurnus dabryanus, 346 nucleotides long. NCBI's taxonomy places the organism in Eukaryota, Metazoa, Chordata, Actinopteri, Cypriniformes, Cobitidae. The record is from RefSeq and is a predicted model, not a curated record.
AAAAUUUUUACCUUUGUAAAUAGAGUUGUAACCCCAGUGGAAUAUUUUACUCCCAAAGCCACUCGUUCAGGUGAAGUGAUGGGACGAUCAGCAGUAUAUAUUCGUCCUGAGCAUGACAUUCACAGUGAUAGUGGCAGUGACAGUGAUAGCAGUCAAGUGGUAGAUUUGGAUCCUGAGGAUGAUAUGUCACAUGAGAUAGACACAUCUGCUCGUGAGGAUACUGAGGAUGAUACAUCACACGUGACCGACUCAUCUGCUUGUGAGGACACUGAGGAUGAUACAUCACACGUGACAGACACAUCUGCUCGUGAGGACACUACCGAGGAUGAUACAUAAGACGUGGCAG